Molecule: messenger RNA, 2370 nt
Organism: Nerophis lumbriciformis (worm pipefish)
Lineage: Eukaryota; Metazoa; Chordata; Actinopteri; Syngnathiformes; Syngnathidae
Gene: fez1
Product: fasciculation and elongation protein zeta 1 (zygin I)
Cellular component (GO): cytoplasm; axon
Source: RefSeq, a predicted model, not a curated record
GGCUGCCUGCCUAUUGAUGGGAAAACAAGGGGCUGUGGGAGGACUGAGACGGGUGGCUGUGAGCAAACGGAUGAAGGAAGGGACACAAACCAAAGCUUAAAGCCAUUUUUCUUGCCCUCGCUUAGUUUGAAUACCUCCAUUCACUCUGGAUUGAAUGUAGCUACUCUUCAUCGGCCAGUUUUGUGACGAAGGGAGGCUGAGACACCGCCUCUUCUCGCCUCAGAGGGUCCUGCCAACAAACAGGAACAUCACGUCCACUGCAGCAGGCCUCAGAGACUCACCGAACAGGACACCAUGGAGGCCCCUCUUGUGUGUUUAGAUGAGGAGUUCGAAGACCUCCGCCCUUGCCGUAUGGAUGACCUCGAACACCGGGCCCUCAAACACCCCUCUUACACCACCCCCGCCACCAGCGUCCCCUUGGCUUCCAUCACCCGUGAGGACUUCUCUGAGCUGGAGAACUUCUCUGAGAUGAUGAGUUUCAAGUCUAUGGAAGACCUGGUCAACGAGUUCGACGAGAAACUCAACGUCUGUUUCCACAAUUACAACACCAAGACCGAGGGCUUGGCGCCCAUACGCAAUCAGUCACAAAACCAAGAAGAGGAGGAGCAGCUGCAGGAUGAAGACGUGUGGGAUGCCUUAACUGACAACUACAUAGCUGGGUGGGACGGUCCAGUCUCAGAGGGACUCAACGGCAAUCUUUCUGACCAAGAGACCCACGAAAAAGAGGAAGAGGAAAUGAAUGAAAAGAACGACAAUGCCAACUGUCUGAAAGAUGACCCUCUCAUCACAGCUGAUCAGGUGAUUGAGGAGAUAGCAGAGAUGAUGGAGAAUUCUCCAGAUCCUGGUGAAACUGAGGAAGAGGACGACGAUGAGAGCAGUGCGUCCAGGACUCAACCUUCCUUGUUGGAAGAGAUCAGACAGCUUUCUCAGGCCUCUAACAACAAUUGCUCUUAUGAAGGCCUCAGUCUGAUGCCCAGUUCUGCACUGCUUGAGCUGCUGCAACGCGUGGAAGCAACAAUUUGCGAGUACUCUGAGGAAUUAAUAAGCCAGCUGGCGCGGCGUGACGAGCUGGAUUUCGAAAAAGAGGUGAAGAACACUUUCAUCACAGCCCUGUUGGAGGUGCAGAACCGGCAGAAGGAGCAGCGAGACAGCAGCAAACGCCGACGCCGUGACAAAGCCCUGAGCCUGCAAGGAGGAGGGAGCGUGGUGUCUGUCAACGUGGCAAAUACAGGCACCACUGGCCGUACGGACAAGACAGGAAGCAUGCCUGUGAAGCGCUUCAGUAUGGAAGGACUGUCCAACAUCCUGCAAACAGGAAUCAGACAGACAUUUGGAAGCACAGGGAAUGAAAAACAGUACCUGAACACAGUAAUUCCCUAUGAGAAGAAAGGCAGCCCACCGUCUGUUGACGAUCUGCAAAUGCUCACAAAAAUUCUGUUUGCCAUUAAAGAAGACAGCGAGAAGGUGCCUACGCUGCUUACUGACUACAUAUUAAAAGUGUUGUGUCCUACCUAAAGCCUUUCCCAGCUGAGGGCCGCAGCGUGACCUUGAAAUUCGUUCAUGCCGCUGGCUGAAGCUGCAUGACCUCCCUCCUCUUGGGCCAUUAUCAGCCAUGGAUCCUCACCAUCAACAUAAUCACGUUCACCUCAACUACGACGACUGCCUCUUGCUGAGCUCGCCCUCUCUCUCCUUGCACUUAAUUAUGCUUUAGCCAGACAUUUGGAAUCUUCAAAGCAGGACAACCGACCUCCUUUUGAAAGGACUUCACUAGUGGAGCAUGGCACGCUAUAAACCAUCACCAGUACUAAAGUGGUGACAUCGCAUUUAUUUCCUCCUCUACUUACAUGACAUUGCAUUCACAAAUGAUCGCCUCCCUUUAUUCUUUCAAUUAAAAGAAGAUUGAGUUUGAAUACAGAAGCCAUGCACUGUUUUCUGCCAACAUAAGACUGUAGCUAAGUGAAACGAGGGGAAACACAACUAUUCAGGUGCAGUAUAAAAUAAGGCUAUUUUUCUUUAUUUAUUUCAUCUGUGAAUAUGCGGUAUUUUGUAACCUUUUUAUUUGUAUCAAACAUUUGACAGAAACUUUUUUUAAACUUUCAUUGAUGUGACAGGCUGCAAUGCAAUCCACGUUUUAAAGUCACAUUUUGGGGGGAAUAAGUAUUUGAUCCUGCGCUGAUGGUAAAUGUACAAAAUCAGCAGGGAAUCAAAUACUUAUUUUGCCCGACUGGAUAGCAUACCGUAAUGAAACCAACUUUUUCCAGGGAAGCUGUACACAUUUGCAUAAUGGGAUAAUAUUUAUGACUUAGGUCGUUGAGAUUUGAAUCUUACAUUGCUUAAACGCCAAUUCUAAUAAACAUACUACCCAAAAUA